Sinocyclocheilus grahami is the source of this 1614-nucleotide messenger RNA. Its product is annotated as kelch-like protein 23. Gene Ontology annotation, molecular function: protein binding. The transcript is spliced from 4 exons. NCBI's taxonomy places the organism in Eukaryota, Metazoa, Chordata, Actinopteri, Cypriniformes, Cyprinidae. Bases 1 to 1614 code for a protein of 537 amino acids. The record is from RefSeq and is a predicted model, not a curated record.
AUGGCUUGUGCAAAGCAAGACAGAGGUACCUAUGACCAGAACUUAGGAGCUGAGAAAGAUUUAGUUGAAGAGGAUCAGGAUCCUGUCAAUGUAGCUCCUGACACAGUGCUCCAGGUGGAGGGGGAGUUGUUUUUUGUGAACCGUGAGCAUUUGGCCCAGCUGAGUCCUUACUUCCGAGCCUUGUUUUUUGGCGGUGGUCGUGAGAGCACCAGAAAGCACAUUGAGAUUAAAGGAGUUGGACUGCAGCAGUUUCAGACUCUAAUGGAGUUCACAAAGAACUUGAAGCUGAAAUUAGACUGCAAGAAUGUCCUUGAAAUUCUGGAGGCUGCUGACUUCCUCCAGUUGGACAGGGCUCGGUUACUCUGCUGUAAGUUCUUGGAAAGGCAAUUGCAUCUUAGUAACUGCUUGGGAAUGAUGGCAUAUGCUUGGCAGCUUGGCUGUCUGGACCUCUACGCAGCAGCAAGGGAUGUCGUCUUGACCCACCUACCUGCCUUAGCCUCCGAGCAAGACUUUAUGUUCCUUCCGAAGGAGAGCAUUGCUGACCUCCUUGCUAGUGACAACUUAAGCAUUCCCAAGGAAGACCUGGCUCUUGACGUGGCCCUUCGCUGGGCAACGUUUGACCCACGUCGGGAAGAGGACUUCAUGGAACUGGUGGGUCUGGUUAGACCCGAGUGCUUAAGUCUUCCCUACAUUACUGACCUUCUGUCCAAGAUAAACAGUUCAGACCCACGUGCCAAGCUCAUUUGUAGACUGAACGAUAACUUGCCCAGCAGUUGGACUAUGGGCAGGUCCAUGCCUAGAGCCCGCUCAAGAGAAACUCUGUUUGUUCUUGGUGGACCGCAUGAGCAAGAAACACAGUUGCUGUAUCAGUUUCACCCCUACAGUGGAAGGUGGCAAUCCCAUCCACCCUUGCAAAAGAAGUGUCUCACACAGUACUCUGUGGCUGCAGUAGGGGAAAACAUAGUAGUGACUGGAGGCUACUUCCGGGACGUGUUAUGGUAUAGUGUGGACUGGGUGAGCAUUUACGAGCAUGGUGACAAGCGAUGGGUGGACGGCCCGGCAAUGCAGAAGUCCAGGCACAGCCACUGCUCAUCAGCUCUGGAGUUCCAGCUGUUUGUGUUUGGCGGUAGCAUGGACGAAGGACCUGUGGUUGACGUAGAGAGGCUGGUUUUGGGAGCCAAGGAAUGGGACACCGUCAGCCCCAUGGUGCGGGCUGUGGAAAGGGCGGCCACUGUCACUUUGGGGACUAGUAUUUAUGUGGCCUGUGGUCUAGAUGAGAAUGGGGAUGUUUACAGUGGGAUUCAGAGGUACAGGCCAGAGGUUGAUCAAUGGGACGUGGUAUCCUAUUCUCCGUUUCCACGUUACGACCUUCUUGCAACUGAGCUCAAUGGUGCCCUCUAUCUGCUGGGAGGACAGGCUCUACGUUUAGACAUCGACACAGACGAGUGGACCGUUCUUCAAGAGGACUGUCUGGACAACAAAUUCUUCACAGGCUGUGCCACAGUGAACGGGCAGAUUUACAUACUGACCUUCAGCCGGGAGUGCUCUUGGACCACAAGCUUGAAGUUUGCGUCUGAAGAGCUCAUUGGAAAGGAAAAGUUUUAUUGUGGGUGA